This is a messenger RNA of Trichomonas vaginalis G3, 953 nucleotides long. Its product is annotated as protein of unknown function, DUF4106 family. The transcript has a single exon. The record is from RefSeq and is a predicted model, not a curated record. Lineage: Eukaryota; Parabasalia; Trichomonadida; Trichomonadidae. The annotation marks the transcript as partial.
AUGCCAGCAGAUGAGGUACAAGAAACUCCACAGGAAGAAGUUCAGAUACAACCAGACAUGGAAGAAAUAGUUCAGCAACAACAGCUAGAAGAGCCUGAAGGAAACGAACAAGUCACUCCUUUGGAAACUAACUUCACAGAACUAGAUGAAGAUUUGGAACAGCCGAAAAAUCUUGACCCUCAACAAGAGUAUGCGGAGAAUAUGGAAUAUUUCCAAGAGUCUAAAAAAAAUUCGGCUGACAUAGUAGAAGAAUAUCGAAAAAUGUUUGCCGACAUACAAAAGACUCCAACACCAGAUGAAAAUAUUCAGCAUAGAAUGGAAGUACUGAAAGAAAAUGUACACAAAUACAACAACCCUUUUUACUUACGAGCAUUUAACGUUCAAUCUUCGGAUGAACUCGGUGAAGAUAAAAGGUUAAAUUUCAAGAAAACAUAUAGAAAUGAAACAUUGUUUAAAGUUCAUUCAGAACCUAACCAAGAUGGAAACAAACCUACUUUUGUUUCUGCAGACGAUGGAACUACAAUGAGAUGGGGUCAUAAAGCUAACCCGGAUAGGUGGUUCAUAAACUUACAACCACAAUUCCAAGAAGUUGUAGACGCAAUGGAAGUCAAUGGUGAACCAGAUAUAGCUGGUAUUUUAAGCGCGGCUUUAAUGCCAUUGAAAGAUAUGAAACAUGCAGAUAUUUUGGACCAGUAUGAAAUGAACAUGGCUGAUGGAAAUAUAACACCUGACGUUCUAGAACAUUUAUCUCAAAGAACUACACAGAACCAUAGAGAUGGUAUAUUUGGUGAAGAGUUUAGAAAGAAAGUUAUGGACAGCGAAGGAAGAGAACCUAUUGUACAUGACCUUGCAAACGAAAGUUUACAAAAUGUCAUAAAAACUUACUUUGCAGACAAUGAACCGAGAAGGGAUGAAUAUUUAAGAAAACUCAAAUGGACAGUACCAAAUGAAAU